AUGACCGACAAAGAUGCUGCAGUGAUGCACCUUGAGCAUCAACUAGGCCAGGGAAUCUCUGCCGACGAUGCCGAGUUUUUGUCAAACUUUUCCGAUGAAGCGAAAAAGAAAGUCAUUAGCAAGGUUGACAUGAGGCUUGUUCCUAUGCUUGCUCUCCUGUACUUGGUGGCAUACAUCGAUAAGACAAACAUUGGAAAUGCCAAGAUCGAGGGCCUUCUUCCAAGUCUACACAUGGACGGUGUACAAUACAACAUUGCCUUGUCCAUAUUUUUCAUACCUUAUGUCCUUGCUGAGGUGCCGAGCAAUGUAAUCUUGAACCGGCUCAAGAGACCAUCGCAAUAUCUGGGAUUCCUGAUCUUCUGCUGGGGUGUGAUUAUGCUUUGUACGGGAUUUGUUCAGAACUUCGCCGGUCUAGUGGUGAUCCGCUUCCUUCUGGGACUUUUCGAAGCUGGCUUUCUUCCAGGUGCCGUGCUUGUGAUUUCGAAAUGGUAUCUCCCAAAUGAGACACAGACUCGCAUCGCUAUUCUGUACACAUCUGCCGCUUCUGGUGGUGCUUUCUCGGGUCUGCUGGCGUUUGGGCUCGCUAAAAUGGAUGGCAUGGCAGGCUACGAAGGCUGGCGCUGGAUCUUUAUCAUAGAGGGUCUUGCAACCGUUGCUAUGGCCCUCGCUUGUUAUUUCCUCCUUCUGGACUCGCCAUCCUUAUCUCCAGGCUGGCUUACUCCAGACGAGAUCCGAUAUCUCGAAGUGCGUCAACUAGCCUCCAAUAACCACAGUGGCCACCACAAAGGCUUCGACAAGCGGAUAAUCUUCAGCGUCCUUUUCGACUGGAAGAUGUAUCUUCUCAUACUUGCCACCUGGUCCAAUGCUGUUCCCAACUACGCACUCAAGUUCAGCAUGCCCGAGAUCAUCAAAUCCAUGGGCUACGAAUCAGCCAACGCCCAGCUCUUGACCAUUCCUCCAUAUGCCGUUGGCGCUUUGUCAGCGUACGGCUUUUCCGUGUUCGCCGAUCGCUUCUCAUGGAGGAUGCCCUUCAUCGUGGUACCGCAAUGCUCACUUAUAGUCGCCUUCGGAAUAUUAUUUUCCAAGGCCGCCGACAUCGAGAAUAACAUAGCACUGUGCUACUUCGGCAUUUGUCUCGCUUGCUUCGGAAUGUAUCCCAUUCUCCCCGGUGUCAACGCUUGGAAUGUCUGCAACAUUCCGAAUCCUCACAAGCGCGCCGUGGCCAUUGGUUAUCUAAUUUGCGUGGGUAAUGUGGGUGGGAUCAUUGGGAGCUACAUUUACAGAGCUGAAGAGAAGCCACGAUAUCCCACUGGUUAUGGCACUUCUCUUGCGUUCGCUGCUGCUGGAAUUACGGCUUGUUUAUCCUUGGAAUUCUGUCUCUGGAGUGCAAACAAGAAGAAGGCUCUGAUGACUGUGUCUGAAAUUGAGGAGAAGUAUACUGAAGAUCAGCUUCGUGAGAUGGAGGAGAGGAGCCCUAUAUUCAAGUAUAGCUUGUGA
Penicillium samsonianum is the source of this 1497-nucleotide messenger RNA. RefSeq names its product putative MFS transporter. Gene Ontology annotation, biological process: transmembrane transport. Gene Ontology annotation, molecular function: transmembrane transporter activity. The record is from RefSeq and is a predicted model, not a curated record. Gene Ontology annotation, cellular component: membrane. NCBI's taxonomy places the organism in Eukaryota, Fungi, Ascomycota, Eurotiomycetes, Eurotiales, Aspergillaceae. Bases 1 to 1497 code for a protein of 498 amino acids. The transcript has 7 exons.